GAGCAGCCAAUGGCGAGGCGGAGGCGGGCGCGGCCGACCAAUGGCGCGGGGUGAGGGGGGCGGGGCUGCGGCCGAGGCGCGGCGGAUCGCGGUGAGCGCUGGGCCGGCGGGCCGCGGGUCUGCGCGCCGGGCCCGGACCCUCCUGCAGUGCCGGCGCUGACACCGACGGGGCUGCUCCCGCUGUCUACCGCCUGAGCAUACACCCGGGCCACCCCCACCCCGCUGCGCCCAGAACAGACCAUCAGUUCCCCUUUCCUCGACCCCCCUGCGCCAUGGCAGAGCCGCGGUACCUGCAGGCCGAUUGCAGUUUUCGGCCCGGGACACACACGGUGCGGGUGACCCUGGCUCGCACUGUGCUGCGGGUGGAGGUGGAGGCUCACGGCACCGCUGAUCUGUGGAGGGGCGAGUUCGAUGCCACUUUCAUCGAGAACAUGACCCGCAAAACCGGGAAUUUCAAGCAGUUCGGCAUUUUCUGCAGCAUGCUGGAGUCAGCACUGAUGCAGAGCAGUGAGUCCGUCAGCCUGGAGCUCCUCACCUACACCGACCUGGAGACCCUGCGUAGCCGGAAAGUGGGGGCAAUCGCCCGGCCUCCCCCUUCCUCCUCUUCCCCCCUCAGUACCAGGCGCUACCUUAUCCUCGUCUACUCUGUGGAGUUUGAUAGGAUCCACUACCCACUGCCGCUGCCUUACGCUGGGCGGCAGGACCUUGCCACACUGGUGCGGGAGUUGCGGGAGGAGCUGGCACAGCUUCGGGCACGACGCCUGGAGGAGAUCCAGCACCUGCGGGACGCGCUGCGACGCACAGUGGAGGAGAAGCAGGUGGCAGAGGCCCGGCAUCAGCGUGAGCACCGUCAGCUGGCUGCCCAGCUGGCUGAGGCAAAGGCAUCAGAGCAGAGGCUGCAGAUGCGGGUGAAGAGCCUGACAGCCGAACUGGCCUCCUGCAGGAGGGGCCGCCGGACAUCUGCCAGCACGGCCCCCUGCCCCCAGAAGCAACGCUCAGCAUCCCUGGAGAGCCACAGGAGCAGCCUGGGCCGCCCCUCUCUGCGAUCCCCAUCACCUGCAGGUUCCCGCCUGCCACGCUUCGACCCCACUGCCUUCGUCAGGGCCCGGCAGCGACGGCAGAAGGAGGCUGAGCUCAGAAACCAGCGGCACAGGGCAGCUUUUGGCAGCACCAGUCCGGUGAGGAGCCAUGGGCGCAGCUCAUCGGCCACAAGCUUCCGGAGCUGGUGCUCAGCAGCGAGCUCUGGCAGCAAAGGCAGUGAGCGCCCCAAGGCCAUGCCCCACAGUGACAGGAGGGUGACCCAUACCGAGAGACCUCUGAGCACCUCGUCCUUCAACGGCCCCUGUAUGGCACCUCGCCUGGCUGCCAGCCACAAGCUGCCCACACGCAGUGCUACCAGCAAGUGCCCUGGUAAAGAGAACCACUCUGAAGAACCCUUGGCCGAGCUGGCUGAGAUUGAUGCCCGGCUGUGGGCACUGCAAGAGUACAUGAGCAGCCUGGACACCUGCAUGUGACUCCCCCCAGGGACUCCCCAGCCCCUCUGGGAACCCUCCCCCCUCCCUGUGUCAUGGAGGUGACGGUGGUGUGGGGCAAGCAUUCCCCCAAAUAAACCCUUGUCUGGCCCUA
This is a messenger RNA of Empidonax traillii (willow flycatcher), 1626 nucleotides long. It is a transcript of the gene CCDC61, whose product is annotated as coiled-coil domain containing 61. Gene Ontology annotation, biological process: base-excision repair. Gene Ontology annotation, molecular function: DNA-(apurinic or apyrimidinic site) endonuclease activity; zinc ion binding; DNA N-glycosylase activity. The record is from RefSeq and is a predicted model, not a curated record. The transcript has 14 exons. NCBI's taxonomy places the organism in Eukaryota, Metazoa, Chordata, Aves, Passeriformes, Tyrannidae. Gene Ontology annotation, cellular component: centrosome. Bases 273 to 1514 code for a protein of 413 amino acids.